AUGCCACUCAAUCAUCUCUGUGAUUUUAGAGCGAUUAAUGUCAACCUCAAAACCACCAAAUUUCAAAAUACAAUCUCGCAUUUCAUCGGUCGAUUAAUCUGUAUAUUGGAGAGAAGACUCUUCCCUGUUUUCUCUCCCUCCACCAUUAGAAUAAAGGAAAAUAAAUUUGGUCGGCCGGAGGGUAAUUGUUCCUCGUUUAUGUACAUUGGUCAGGUAUUAUUGCUGAACAAUCUAGGUUUAGUAUAG
This is a messenger RNA of Lactuca virosa, 246 nucleotides long. Lineage: Eukaryota; Viridiplantae; Streptophyta; Magnoliopsida; Asterales; Asteraceae. The record is from the annotation of a GenBank genome assembly.